AUGACACAGCAUCCCGAAUUCCUAACCGGCUAUGGAUCCCAGCUCAAUCUCACGGUUACUGCGACCGACAAGAAAUCCACUGUGACGGCUCCAAUCAGCGUUUCACUGCUGCAGGCUGCGCAACGUUUGCAAAGCUUCAAGUUUGCCAAGGAUUCCUACUCAUUUGCCGUACCUCCUGGUGAAACGCUGAUCGGUAUGGUGGAAUUGGUCGGUGCGGAGAAUCACACAAUCCAGUACGGUAUCGCAGAAGGUGGUCAGGGAGCGGUCAGCAUUGACGAGCAUGGAGUAUUGUACUAUCAACGUGAACCUGAGAAGGAGUCGAGGAACUUCACUGUACUGGUGAUCGCUCGUUCGACUGAUGGACAGUAUUUCGUGGCGACGACGUGGGUUGACGUAGCCGUUGAAGGGUUGCAUUCUAAUCCAUUGAGAGUCAACGGACCCACAGAGCGAUUACUCGUGAUGAACGCAACAUCAAAGCAUGGGUCGAAGGUGGCCACAAUCGCGAUGAACGACGAAGACGAGGACGCUACCGUACAACUGUCAAUCACGUCGAUUUCUGGCAUUUACCUGAACGGUAGUGCAGCUGCAGGACUCAAAUCAGACAUGUUCCGCGUAAAAAUGACUGGUCAGCGAGCCGAAAUGAGUCUGAACGAGCCACUGAGCGACAUUGCCCUCGCAUCGCUAUACCGAAUAACUGCAGCGCUCAGGCAUCUGCGCUCAUAUGAACUGAGCCCGCGAGUCCAAAGUUGUCCAACAUGUGAUUAUUUCGCACAACCAUCGCCUAGUAAACGAAAAGCCUCUUCCGUUUGA
Molecule: messenger RNA, 810 nt
Organism: Cooperia oncophora
Lineage: Eukaryota; Metazoa; Nematoda; Chromadorea; Rhabditida; Trichostrongylidae
Source: the annotation of a GenBank genome assembly